AUGGAAACCCCCGCACAACCACCGAGAAGGUCUGCAAAUUCUUCGUCGAGGCUGUGGAGAACCAGAAAUACGGUUGGUUCUGGACCUGUCCGAACGGUGGAAACAAGUGCAUGUACAAGCACAGCUUGCCACCUGGAUUCGUUCUGA
This is a messenger RNA of Penicillium salamii, 147 nucleotides long. The record is from the annotation of a GenBank genome assembly. Lineage: Eukaryota; Fungi; Ascomycota; Eurotiomycetes; Eurotiales; Aspergillaceae.